This is a messenger RNA of Colletotrichum navitas, 909 nucleotides long. RefSeq lists its product as uncharacterized. The transcript has a single exon. Bases 205 to 666 code for a protein of 153 amino acids. The record is from RefSeq and is a predicted model, not a curated record. NCBI's taxonomy places the organism in Eukaryota, Fungi, Ascomycota, Sordariomycetes, Glomerellales, Glomerellaceae.
GCCAGGAAUGUCCCAUUGCACCCGAGCUCUUUGUUUCUUGCUUGCAGCCACCGAAUAUGCCCCCCAGCAUCUGAUGUUUAGGCUCUCCCAGUGAGCUUCAAGGAAGAAGGGCAUUGACUCCGGGCCGCGUUUGAUCUUCUUGAACGCAUAUAAAGGAGAGAAUGUGGCAACCAACCAGAGAGGCAACGGAAUGCAACGCACAGCAUGAUGAAGGCUAGUUUCCCACGCAGUCCCAGAUGGAAACAGCCAUCACAAUUGCUUCCUCGCCUCCACCUUCUCCUCAUCCUCGCCCCAUCGACGAGGCAUGGUGGUCCAAUACUCUCCGAGUCGCGAUUCAACCGCUUCCAACCACGUUCCCACAGGAACCGGCAUCGGACGAUAAUAACCCCCUCGCCUCCCGGAUCGAGGGUAGCAUUACGCCAGCUGCAUAUUCACCAUCGGCCCUUAACGUUAUAUGUGUGUGGUCUGUGCAUUCAACGUUCAAUCACCGAGCGUGGACUGACCAGCACAGCACUCUCUGCCUCGGAAAAGACCUGCAUCCAGACGAACCACAUCGCCCACCGAGCUACUUUAGCAAGGCCGAUCCCUCUCGAGGUCGCACACAACGAAAGCAACUCGGUUAGCAAAACAAAGUAUAGGUAUCAUGCCCAAUACUCAACACAGUAAAGGUUUCUAAAUCGAUGAAUAGAAACGCAGUACCGUGCAUUGUCGUAACUAAACCUCCCUAUUAAACAAGGCUGGCGGAGAUUUCGGGCAUGACUCUCCUAAUUGCUACGCCUAGUGCUCUAUAUCUGUUGCAACCACAUCGACCACUCUGACGUGUGCUCUCUCAAUUCCUGUAUUAAAAAAAUUGAAAAAGAAAGAAAGAAAGAAAGAAAGAAACCCCCCGGGGUGCGUGGGGUAUGCAAU